Gadus macrocephalus (Pacific cod) is the source of this 4463-nucleotide messenger RNA. RefSeq names its product phosphodiesterase 7A (gene pde7a). The record is from RefSeq and is a predicted model, not a curated record. The transcript has 12 exons. Gene Ontology annotation, molecular function: 3',5'-cyclic-AMP phosphodiesterase activity. Lineage: Eukaryota; Metazoa; Chordata; Actinopteri; Gadiformes; Gadidae. The coding region runs from base 1056 to 2567 and encodes 503 amino acids.
GGCGUUUUUGUUAGCUUCAACACCACCAUCUCUGGCAGGUGGUGUAUAUGUGCUUUUAAACCACAACGUAGAGCUUAAUGCUUAGGGAGGUUAAGUAUGUAGUUGUAGGGGAAGCAACAAAAACACGUUCGUUUAUAUUCUUUCUUUUCGUGACCCUUUUCUACCCGCCGGAUUCGCAGAAGAUCGGAUGACCGUCGGGGUUCCCUCUGUUCAAGCUCUCUCAAUCCGUACCACUCCGGUGUGUGUGUCGGUGUGUGUGUGUGUGUGUGUGUGUGUGUGUGUGUGUGUGUGUGUGUGUGUGUGUGUGUGUGUGUGUGUGUGUGUGUGUGUGUGUCGGUGUCGGUGCGUGUGCGUGUGCGUGUGUGCGUGUGUGCGUGUGCGUGUGUGUGUGUGUGUGAGUGUGUGUAUGUGUGACUGUGGUGAAUGAAGACGACUGGUUCUUUAUGCUGCUGUAGAAAAGAAGGACCUGGAUCCUCCUACAUGUUGCUGGUAUCUCUGUAGUCCCACCGAGGCUGGAUGGACACGGUCCCCGGGACGACAGAGAGGCUCCCCACCCGAGGCUCUCCCUCUUCAUACAGCCUGGUCGCAUCCGAUCUGCAGCAUCGGUGGAGGACAUCUUCUGGAGGUGGUCCUGCCUUUUGUUUUAAUUUUGGGAUUAAUGAUCCGCGGAUCUCCAAUACUGCGAUGCGUCGGUGUGCGGACCUGCUGACACAACAUGAGGAAGCCUUUUUAUAGAGAUCCAGAAGAUGGUAAGGCCUUGUCGACCGUGGGCCUGGAUGUGAGUGGACUGAAGAGGGUAGGAGCAAAUGCAAAAGCAGCAUGAAAAUCCGAAUAUAAUGAGAUAAACGAAUGUAAGAAGAGCCAUCUCUGAAGGCCUUGUGAAUAAGUUUGAGACUCUCACCAUGAGCACACACAUUGGAGCUCACUAACGGAUCCUCUCCAUACAUCUUUUUCGAUUUCAAGAUUUUGCAUUGCGUUUUCACUUGAUUGCAUUCUCCCUUUUUUGGGAGAUAUUUCUACCACCAUUCUUCUCUGGAUCCAGCCCUGACUGUUCAAUGGAAGUAUGUUCUCAACUGCCGGUGUUGCCUCUAGACAGGCUGGUUCCAAAGCACGUCCUCAGCCGGAGGGGAGCCAUUAGUUUCAGCUCCAGUUCAUCCCUGUUCGGAGCUCCUGAUCCCAGACAGCUGUCACAGAGAAGAGGGGCCAUCUCCUAUGACAGCUCAGACCAGACGGCACUGUAUAUCCGCAUGCUAGGAGAUGUGAGAGUCAGGCGCCAGGUGGGCUUCGACCCGGAGCCCAGGGGCUCACCGCCGUACCUCUGUAUUGACUUCCGUACGCUUCACACGUGUCUGGGCCCCCUGGCGGGUGCGGCCGACUCGGCCCCGGAGAGGAGGGUCCACCGGCUGCUCAGCUUCCAGAGGUACCUGCACUCCUCCCGCCUGCUGCGGGGGCCGCCCCAGCAGAUCCCCCUGCACCUCCUGGACGAGGACUACACCGGCCAGGCCAGAUGCAUGUUGGAUAAAGUGGGGAGUUGGAACUUUGACAUCUUCCUCUUCGAUAAGUUCACCAACGGGAACAGCCUGAUCACCUUGACCUUCCACCUGCUCAACCAGUACGGGCUGGUGGAGCUGUUCCAGCUGGACGUGGUGAAGCUGUGGAGGUUCCUGGUCAUGGUGCAGGAGGACUACCACAGCCACAACCCCUACCACAACGGGGUGCACGCCGCAGACGUCACGCAGGCCAUGUACUGCUACAUGCGGGAGCCCGUGCUCUCCAAAUACCUGACCUCCUGCGACCUCCUGAUUGGCCUGCUGGCGGCGGUCACCCACGACCUGGGUCACCCCGGGGUCAACCAGCCGUUCCUCAUCAAGACGGACCACUACCUGGCCACCCUCUAUAAGAAUACCUCGGUUCUGGAGAACCACCACUGGAAGUCUGCUGUUGGCCUGCUCAGAGAGACGGAGCUCCUGUCCCACCUGCCCGCCGAGGACAGCCUGAACAUGGAGAGGCAGCUGGGUUCUCUGAUCCUGGCCACGGACAUCAGCCAGCAGAACGAGUAUCUGUCCCGGUUCCGGACCCACCUGGACCAGGAUGACCUGUGUCUGAGCCACGCCCACCACCGCCACUUCAUCCUGCAGAUGGCCCUGAAGUGUGCAGACAUCUGCAACCCCUGCAGACCCUGGGAGCUCAGCAAGCAGUGGAGCGAGAAGGUCACAGAGGAGUUCUUCCAUCAAGGAGACAUUGAAAAGAAGCACAAUCUGGAGGUCAGCCCACUUUGUGACCGCGACAAAAACACUAUGGGAGACAUUCAAAUCGGCUUCAUGAGCUACGUGGUGGAGCCUCUGUUCUCGGAGUGGGCCCGCUUCUCGGACACGCGGCUCUCCCAGACCAUGCUGGGGCACCUGGGGCUCAACAAGGCCAGCUGGGGCAGCCUCCAGCUGGGGCAGCGGCAGACCUCCGGCCCUGAGGAGCCGGCCGAGCCUGGGGGGUCCGGAGACCCCGGCGUCACCACAGCCUCGGGAGGAACCGGCCCCAAAGAUAUACCUCAGGGAAACAGGGGGUCCUGACACUCUGCCGUUUAGCCUUCUACUUUUACUUUGUUUCUGUUGUUGUGCCCGCCCCCUGACCCCUGACCUCAAGGUCAGUGUGUCUGGGGGGAGGGGGGGGGGCUCUGGUAAGACCUCUGACCCUGUGGAUGUUCCUUAAUUAUCUUCCACACCGUAGUUACGUUUUUGUUGCUUUCGCUUUCCAUCUGGACAACCACUGAUUUUAUUUAAGUUAUUUAAUUUUUAAUUAUUUUGUUUUUUUUGGCAUAGAGCAAUACAUGGAUACCUCAUUUGGCUACUGCUGAAUUUUCCUUUAUCUGUAUUUUAUUUAUUUGUUCUCUAGUUUUUGGCAUCACCACUAUAAUGUUUUCAUAGGUAGAUCUAAGGGAAUCACGGUGAAGUCGUAACAAAAUGAAAUCGUGAAGACUUUCCUUUUUUCCUUUUGUUGUGGUGUUUUGAAGUGCCAUUUGAAAUCAAAGAUUUGAAGAGAAUGAUUUGAACUGAAUCGACUGAAUCUGACUGUCCCAGGACUUGUAACAUGAAUGCUGAGUUGUGUUGCGUUUGUAUUGAAGAUUCUUCUUUGUCUGUAAAAAAAGGAAAAACAAAAAUAGACAAUGUGACAAGCCCAGUCCUUUUGCUGCCUCUAAGAAGACUGUUUACGCAUCUCCUCGCUCGACUCUUUGCCGUCGUUCUGUUUGCCCUCACAACUAUAAAGCGACCUGCGUUGGAACUCUGGCAGUUUGCCUUUUUGAAGCACAGAUGUGAAGAACCAACCGUCAACACCCUUACUGUUUAUGCCAUGAGCUGAACCUUUGCAACACACACACAAACGCCAUAACCAACUUCACCUGAUGCUGAAUCCACUCACUGCACUCCCAAAUAACAAUAACCACGAUCAUGGUCUUAGAUGUGCAGCUUCUGUCUGAGGCCUUCACAUCGCUCCUUUUAGAUAUUGUAGACCUCAAAGUCUGUUCUUUCCUCCAAACGCAGGAGACAUGUUCCCCCUGAGGGAGGAGCCAUGUGGAAGGUCCUCCUCCCCCUGAGGGAGGAGCCAUGUGGAAGGUCCUCCUCCCCUGGGGGAGGAGCCAUGUGGAAGGUCCUCCUCCCCUGGGGGAGGAGCCAUGUGUGAGGUCCCCCCCUGGGGGGAGGAGCCAUGUGGAAGGUCCCCCCCUGGGUGGAGGGGGACCCUGGGGUCCGACGGUGCCUCCCCUUUGCCCGGGUCUUUUUGGCGCUCGCAUGUCACCAGGAACGCUGCGCAAAAUGGACUUGCUCAGGUUUAGUUUUUUUUGCCAAUCUUGUGGAGAGACGGGAGGACGGCUGGCGGCGGAGCAGGGUGGUCCCCCCGGGGGACCGUCACGGAGGGGGCCAGGAGGGGAUGCCUCUCUCCCUCCACCCAGAGUGUCUUUGCUACAUGGCCACAUCAUGCACCCCCCCCCCUCCCAGAGGACCGCUCGACAGAUGCCUUUAUAACUAUGCACAAACUAUGCUAAGUGACCAAACCAACUCCUUUUCUCAUCGAGAGCAUUGUGUACUUCUCUUCUUUUGAUUGCACUGUCCAAUCCUUUUGCUUUCGAGAGGAACAAGUCCUUUUUGUACGGACAACAAAAUGCUCAAUUACUUUUGGAACAUUCCAUUAUUUCCUGUUUGUCUACUUUUGAUUCUGCAUAGUGGCACAAAGUUGUGUUUGUGUUAAACAUUUUGAACGAUAACAGGUGCUUUUCUUACUUUAGCUGAUUUGUAUUUUUGCUGUUAGUGCUGUAAGACUGUUGAUAAAACUGUUUACAAUUUGUUGCGACAGCCAUCUUUUGGGAAAGACUUCAGUGUCGAGCCAGAUUUUGUAAAGGCUUUGCCGUAUUGAUCUUUUUGAUACACGCCUGUUGCAGUUCUUAUUUGACUAAUAAAUACAUAAAACAUUGA